UGUACGGUGACAAAUAUGGCCGUCUUGACAGUGGAUGGUUUUUUGAUAUUCCGAUGUUGGCAGGUCUGUGAAAGGGCGUAUAAGAUGGUCAUUUCACCCAUUGUACUUUGGAUUGGCGGGGCGGCUUGCACAGUGCUUCAGAUAUACUGGCAAAUUGUCCAGAGCGCAGAGAUACACAAAGCGUGGACGCCAAUAAACAUGACAGUAGGACCCGGGACGAUUCUCACCCCAUUCUGGGGCUGCUCAAUAGCGGUAAAUGUGUAUUCAACAGGAGUCAUAUUACACCGCAUAUGGAGGCAUGUUCAGGGUCAGAAAAGAUUCUCCACCGCAAUGUCGUCCUCGACUCGCGAUCUUCGUUUUGUCAUGCGUGUUUUAGUCGAAUCCGGAGCAUUAUACCUUCUUAUUACGAUCCCUCAUUUCAUCGUCUGGUGGACGCCCAGCUCAACAGCUAUUCUGAUACUUGCAUGGACAAAUCUCCCAGCAGUUGGAUGCACAUUUAACCUUAUCGUAAUACGCACGUCACAGAGGCGUGUCGAGCGCGACAAGGACUGUGAGAGAAAUAGAGCAUUCCUCUCGGCCGUUAUGGAUUUCCUCCCUUCUGACACCGCCGGUUCCGGGGAUGUACAUACAACAGACCAUUUCUCGAGCGGAAGAACGUCAUCGACGUACGAGAAUGACCAAUGA
This is a messenger RNA of Psilocybe cubensis, 684 nucleotides long. RefSeq lists its product as uncharacterized. NCBI's taxonomy places the organism in Eukaryota, Fungi, Basidiomycota, Agaricomycetes, Agaricales, Agrocybaceae. The transcript has 4 exons. The annotation marks the transcript as partial. The record is from RefSeq and is a predicted model, not a curated record.